This is a messenger RNA of Hemicordylus capensis (graceful crag lizard), 5339 nucleotides long. RefSeq lists its product as uncharacterized. Lineage: Eukaryota; Metazoa; Chordata; Lepidosauria; Squamata; Cordylidae. Gene Ontology annotation, cellular component: membrane. The transcript is spliced from 6 exons. The record is from RefSeq and is a predicted model, not a curated record. Bases 1885 to 2601 code for a protein of 238 amino acids.
ACCAUGCCCUUACCUACUUGCUGCUCACGCAACUGACGCUCCAGGUCACAUCCAGACUCCAUGGCCAUACAGCCCAGACACCUCUGUCUCCACUCUGCCUGUCACACUCACCUGCAUGCCCCACCCAUGUCUGCUGCACCAGAGAGAGCUACACAACAGGCCAUAGCCAGCAACACAUGGCAAGCAGCAUCACCCUCCACUGGCACCAUGUCACCCUGGUGCCAUGCUCCGGCCAGCAGGGAGUGCAUCCUCAACACUCCCUCCCCACUCCAUGGCCCCAUACCCUGGGGAACACCCCCCCACCCCUCCACCAUGUCCCUGCACCGCACACAUGUUCCUGCACUCAGGCCUGUCUGGAACUUAUACCCUCUAACCUGGAACAUCCCUAAAAUGUAUGUUGGCUGAUCAUAACUACUCAGUUACGAACUAGAGCAUUCUGCAUAUUGCCAGCAAUGUCCUCUUCUUCAUUUUUAUAUUUACAGGUCCCAGGGCUGAGCUCUGGCAUAGAAAACAUGUUCCAGGGCUGAUAUUGUAAAUCCUGACUGUUCCCACAGAUUGUGAGCCUUUGUUUAUUAUUGUGCCCUCAUAACACAUGUGAGUCCAUAUGGGUUGUCUUCAAAAACCCUCAUGGGAUAAACCCAAUUGUUAGUUAAAGAAUAAGGGAGGAUAAAGUAAAUUAACACUCAGUUUAUCCAGCAGGGCUAUCUGAAGGGGACUUGCAUGGGGAGCAGUGUUCCCUCUAUCAGGGAUUCCCAGAUGUUGUUGACUGCAACUCCCAACAUCCCCAGCUGCAGUGGCCUUUGGCUCACAAUUAUGAGAGUUGUAGUCAAUGACAUCUGGGAAUCCUUGUUAGAGAGAAUACUGGUGGGGAGUCCUUGCACUGCAGUACAGCAGCAGAGAUCCUUCUAGCUCCAGCAGGUCUGGAACAAGAUUGAUUCAUCACGGGGUCCCCAAACAACUUCUGCCCUGAGCCCUACACAAGCUAAAGACAACUUUGAUCCCAGGGCCAAAAAAGGUUCUUCAGGAAAGCUUACAUCAGUUUGUUUAAAGUAAUUGUAUCCCAUAAUUCUUCCAUACUAAAGUGGCUUGCAAAAUAUCAUUAGGACACAUUUCAAGAACAAUAGACUAAACCCAUCUAAUUUUAAUGGCAUAGAGCAGACCACCGAGAAGAUUAUGUCCUUUUAGGGGCAGAUUGUUCAGAACUCUCCUUGAAGUAGGAAUAGGGAACACAAGCAAUCCUGCCUGUGUUUGCGACUUUCACGAGGGGUUCAACAAGAGACAAAGAAUGUUAGGAAAAUCACCUGAAUAUCUUGCAAGCAACUGCAAGUUCUGAGUUUUACUGAGAUGAAAUAAUUCUUAAACUCCUCCCUCAUAUUGACUCCUUUUGUGUCCCCUUUGAUAGUCCUUUCUGUAGCUUCCCUAACACAGAUUAAAACUUUCCUGUGGAAAUAACAGUAGUGAGUCCAAAAGUGGCAGCCCUCUAGGCAGCAGACAGUGCUGUGAACUCAAAGCUCUGGUAACCUUAGUAAGUGUGACAUUUACUGGGCAGAAUGUGAGAUCCUGUUCUGGGAACAACACAGAAAGGCACAGAUUUGUUUUGCCCAUACAUUUGGGGGGAAAGGCAAAGGCAAAGAAGAUAGACACUUGGCUAUGAAUCUGCAGGCUUUGAAAUUCUACAGCUGGGCAGUACCCCCUCUUCUAAUCUCUGUCUGGUUGGAAAACACGUAUAUAUGAGUGAAAAAAUUGUGUGAUGUGGCUAUUAUGAGCAGAAGGCACUACCAGUGCACAUCUGAUGAUCUCUGCAAAUUCACACCGCUCUUGGCUGCAUGUUAAUAUUUGUACUUGUUAGCAACUCUGCUGAUCUGCCAUCUACACAUUCCAUCUAUGUGGAGGAAAAAACAGCAAUUUGUUUAUGCUGGUGUUGGAAAUGCAGCAAAGGAGAAUGUGGCCGUCUCAAGCAAUUUGACCACCACUGCUACUACCCCCACUAUAAGACUUCACACAGGGAGAACAACUCUUGUCCCAUUGCAUCUAUUUGUGUCCCAGACUCCAAGCAUAAAGUACACUAAAGAAGGUGAAACUGUGGCCUUUGGAUGCCAUUUCCACAUUUCCCAUGGCCUACCUUUGAAUAAGUUAACUGUGAAGUGGUACACAGUGAAUGAAAAAGGGCAGAGGGACUUCAUGGAGAACAAUGUCACUGUCCUGGCAAAUUUCACCAGAGCUUUCAUAGUAGGGAACAUUUCUGAAGGCGACGCAUCUCUGACAAUCCUAAAUGUGACAGCCAAUGAUCAUGGCAUUUAUUUUUGCCAGGUGAUUAUUUCUAGUGGAAAAACGGUGACGGGUGAUGGCACGAAGCUCAGGAUCAUGAGAGGACUAGGAUUCUUUGGUAUAGAAGAUUCCAUUGGAACAUGCAUCGGAGGAGUGGCAGCUGUUAUCUACGUGAUAGUUCUAAUUAAAGUUUUAACUCCUCAGCUGAAGAAGAGUCUUCCAUGUACUAAAGCAGCAACCCAAAAAGCACAGAAUAACUUGGAUACCAUGGACAAAGAAAACACCAAAGCCAUAAGAAGCCAGUGUGCAGACAACCUGCCUGACUAUUCUUAAGGAAAACUCCCUGUUUUCUGGCAGUAACAACUCUCUGAAGACCAAUUGUAAUUGUAACCUCUUUCUACUUCUGUCCUAUCAUUUACUAAUUAUGUUCCCCAAUAUGGUCACUGUACAGGGACUGAACUUCCAAGUAUAAAGAAGCUUUGCAAGAUGCAUCCGGCACAUCCUUUGUUCUAAUAGCACUGUGUAUCUAAGGAGAGCUGGUCUUGUGGUAGCAAGCAUAACUUGUUCCCUUAGCUAAGCAGGGUCUGCCCUGGUUGCCUAUGAAUGGGAGACUAGAAGUAUAAGCACUGUAAGAUAUUCCCCUCAGGGGAUGGAGGCACUCUGGGAAGAGAAGAACGUUCCAAGUUCCCUCCCUGGCUUCUCCGAGAUAGGACAAGAUUAUUAUUUUUUAAUAGGACAAGAUUUUUUUAUUGAACAGCUGAGAGAGAUUCCUGCCUGCAAUCUUGGAGAAGCCACUGCCAGUCUGUGAAGACAAUACUGAGCUAGAUAGACCAAUGGUCUGACUCAGUAUAUGGCAGCUUCCUAUGUUCCUAUGUUUAUCAUAAACCGCCCAGAGACAUAAGUUUUGGGCGGUAUAAAAAUAUGUUAAUAAAUAAAAAUAGAAAAAAUAAAAAAUAUUGUAUUAUGAAUUUUGAAACUACAGCCUAACAUGUUAACUUCAAAUAUAUCCAUGGAAGGAUAUAUACACAUCCUUCCUUUCUUUCAGAAAAAAACGUGGGAGGAGAGCUGGUCUUCUGGUAGCAAGCAUGACUUGUUUGCUUAGCUAAGAAGGGUCUGCCCUGGUUGCAUAUGAAUGGGAGACUACAUGUGUGAGCACUGUAAAAUAUUCCCCUUAAGAGAUGGAGCCACUCUGAGCAACUAGGUUCCAAGUUUCCUCCCUGGCUUCUCCAAGAUAGGGCUGAGAGAGGCUCCUGCCUGCAACCUUGGAGAAGCUGCUGCCAGUCUGUGAAGACAAUACUGAGCUAGAUAGACCAAUGGUCUGACUCAGUAUAUGGCAGCUUCCUAUGUUCCUAUCUGCUUGGUCUGUGUGCUUUCUUUUAAAAUGAAGAAACGAAGGAUUGUUAUUGUGGAAGGGAAUAAACAUGGUGGAGAGUAAAUAAGUAACAAGAAGUUUGCUUAUGUGGGAAAGUGUUUCGAGAAAAACUCAUGUCUCUGAAAAGAAAUAUCUUCAUAAGUACAAUAGUAGGAGUUUGCUAUAGUUUAUCUAUUCAAAAUACUACUAUGGACAAAGAUACUUUCCUAGAGCAAGAUCCUACAUAAAGGACAUAUCCAGACAUUCCCACAGUCUGAGAUAGAGCAGCAAAUGUUUGGGGACAAAAAAAAUAUCUCACAUAUUCUGCAAGAUGGCAGGCAGGAGUGCUGAUCUGGCAGUGCCUUUCAGAUAUGAACAGAGGCAUGGACUGAAGAAUCUACAGUUAGGGACUACAAUAAUUUAAAUCCUUUGAAGGUUCCACUUCACCAUAUAGCAACUUAACUUUCAGAUAGAAUGUUUAGGUCUUUGGUCCUUAGAGAAAUGAUUUUAAACCAGAAAGAGUAUCCCUCCCACAGUUCAAGUGAGUAUGGGGACUGUUUUGAUACUUUAAGCAGCAGCGGAAACACUGAGGGUCAAUUCACAACACAGUUCUUGUACAAAUUGAAGGUCAGUUCACAUAGUUCUGCUUUUUGAGCAGACAUUGAGAACUGUGUGUUACGAGAGUGGAUUACAAUUUUGGCAUGUCUUGCUUUUCUAAAGCAGACGGAAUCAUGGUCUGGGCACAUAACACACACGUUUUGCCACAACUGCCGUGUCAUAUAAAGGUAAAGUGUGCCGUCAAGUCGAUUUUGACUCCAUACAGGCCUAAAAAAGUGGCCAACCAUGCAUAGUGGCUCUGUGAAUUGAUCAUGAGCACUGCUUUCUAAAAAGAUCAAAAUGUGACAUUUCAAAAUCAUUUCAGUAAUGCACAUUUUCAGUGAUAUGAUAUCAGAAGAAACCUAUGGCCUUAUUCAACCAUGAAGUCCUGGGGUCAUUAUUAAUUUGCAAUUUCAGGCACUAAGAAGAUACACAAACAAUCCAAAAGCUAUCUUCAUCAGACUAGUGAAAAUCUUAAAAUAAUAAGAAACACAUAAAAGCUCCAUAUUUCUCCCUUAAUACCUAUUAAUUUUAAAACUGCAUGUGGGAUAGGUUUGGCCACACAGAAAAUUUGGCCAGAAGAUAUAGCGUUGGUUAAAAGUGGCAGAUCUCCAACAUUUGGUUGCUUCUCGGUCACACUGGCACAUUAUUUUUUGACAUCUGUCUAAUGUUGAAUCUGAAAAAGAUAAAGACAGGAUGAAUGCUUAAAGCUGAGUAGAGCAUCAGAAGGGAAGAGCUAACAACCAAUUGAUAAUGCUGGUUUAUUUCUGGAAUUUGUUGUUCAAUAUAGCCAGUUUGGGGACCAUGAUUUAACCAGAAAGCAAGGUAAAAACUAAGUAAUAAUAAGUCAUAACAUUCAGCAUUAAUUUUUUUAAAGAAGUCUUCAUGUCUUUUCUUAAUUUCAGACAGUGUGAUUAAAACAUUAAUAUUUGCCUUUUAAUCUGUUCCUUAAUGUAUAUUAGGGGUAUAUGUGUGUGUUUCCCCCCCUCCCCCAUUUUUGUCUUAAGGAAUGUUUUACUUUGUUUUUAUUCUGUUGUAAACCGCCCAGAGACGUAAGUUUUGGGCGGUAUAAAAAUGUUUUAAUAAAAAUAAAUAAAUAAAUAAAUAAAUAAAUAAAAUGUAA